GGCAAACGGCUUCAAGAUGUCGAUGACGCAGCUUCCGAUGACUGCGCCGAUCUACCUGCCGGGCCAGGAGCCGCUUCCGCCUGGCGCCAACGAGUCUGACCGGGCGCAGCUGGCCCAGAUGAAGUACUACCAGACGUUGAUGUCGACGGGCAUGGAGUCGUGCCCCGUCAAGUGCGUCCUCUCGGGCGCCGCCGGUUUCGCCCUGGGCGGCUUCUUUUCGCUCCUCUCUAGCUCCCUCUCCGUUGAUGAUCCCCUGCGGCGGAGCCACCUGGCUGCGGCGCAGCUCCAGGCUUCUGAAAAGGGCCUGCCGCUGCCCCCGGAAAAGACGACGGCGCAGCAGACAAAGGAGUUUUUCAAGGAGACGGGCAGGGGCAUGUACAGGAGCGCAAAGGGCUUCGGCAAAGUCGGCGCGCUAUACAGCGGUGUUGAGUGCUGCAUCGAGGGUUACCGAGCGAAGAACGACAUCUGGAACCCUGUCCUAGCAGGCUUCGUUGCCGGUGGUAUCCUCGCGAGACAGUCGGGUCCAAAGGCAAUCGUAGGCGGCGGAAUCGCUUUUGCGGCCUUCAGCGGCGCCAUCGACCUAUACUUCCGAAAGGAGCCGGCAGACGAGCCAUAGAGACCCAUCAUAGCCAUCCAAACAGUCACCACUCCCAAUCUUACCCCACUUGUACUAUUAUGUGCCAGGACAGCAAAUGCAAGCGUGAAAACAAGAC
This is a messenger RNA of Acaromyces ingoldii, 713 nucleotides long. RefSeq names its product Tim17-domain-containing protein. Gene Ontology annotation, molecular function: transmembrane protein transporter activity. The record is from RefSeq and is a predicted model, not a curated record. Gene Ontology annotation, cellular component: TIM22 mitochondrial import inner membrane insertion complex. The coding region runs from base 17 to 616 and encodes 199 amino acids. Gene Ontology annotation, biological process: protein insertion into mitochondrial inner membrane. NCBI's taxonomy places the organism in Eukaryota, Fungi, Basidiomycota, Exobasidiomycetes, Exobasidiales, Cryptobasidiaceae. The transcript has 3 exons.